Molecule: messenger RNA, 2613 nt
Organism: Drosophila mojavensis
Lineage: Eukaryota; Metazoa; Arthropoda; Insecta; Diptera; Drosophilidae
Product: apoptosis-inducing factor 3
Exons: 4
Coding region: 411-2174 (587 amino acids)
Cellular component (GO): cytoplasm
Molecular function (GO): 2 iron, 2 sulfur cluster binding; oxidoreductase activity, acting on NAD(P)H; flavin adenine dinucleotide binding
Source: RefSeq, a predicted model, not a curated record
UCGUUUACUAUCGAAGUUGCUAUUCCUACAUAAAAAAUUUGUAUUUGUUUGUGCCGCAUACUCGAUUCGCAGCUCGCAGAGCACGGACGUGUGUUCUCCACAAAACAAAUAAUAAAUAAUAAUAAUAAGAAAAACCCGUAGAUUCGGCCAGUGCGUGUGUUAAGGAGACGAAAGAUUCUGUCCACGGUAGCGCGUUCACAUCUUUCGCUUUUGAUACCUGUUGCAUCUGUCUGUUGUGCCGGGUUACUAAACAGUUAUCGCCUAGCGCAUACGCUUAAGAAACCAAUUCUAUAUACAUUGACGACACAUAGUAUUCUCUUCUAUAUAGAUUAACUGAAGUGCAUUUGAAAAGGCAUUUGAAGUGCUUGGAGAACACACCGAAAUACUCGAAUUAUAAACAAAUACACACAAUGGGUUCCAUGCUCUGUAAGGAAUACAAAACAACUGGCAAAGUUACGCCCAAUCCGGAUCAGAAUUCAGGUGCCGCCGGCUCCUAUCAAUCCAAGUGCGAGAAGAUGUUCGCCGUCAGCGAUGUGGAGAAGGAAUCGGAGUACACCGAGGCAGUGGCCGUCUGCAAGGCCAGCGAGGUGGCCGAGAACAGCAUGAAGCAGGUGGACUUUGAUGAGGAUACCAGCGUGCUGCUGGUCAAGCAGCAUGGCAAACUGCAUGCCAUUGGCUCGAAGUGCACCCAUUAUGGGGCACCGAUGCACACGGGCGCACUGGGCAUCGGGCGCAUCCGUUGUCCGUGGCAUGGCGCCUGCUUCAACCUGGAGACGGGCGACAUUGAGGACUUUCCCGGCCUCGACUCGCUGCCCUGCUACAAGGUGAACGUCAGCGAUGAGGGUCAGGUGAUGGUGCGCAUGAAGCGCACCGAUCUGGAGAAGACCAAGCGUCUGAAGAGCAUGGCCAAGCGUAAUCCAAAGGACGAACGCUGCUACAUUGUCGUCGGCGGCGGGCCAUCGGGUGCCAUUUGCGUGGAGACGCUGCGCCAGGAGGGCUUCACCGGCCGCCUGAUCCUCGUGUGCCGCGAGCCCUAUUUGCCGUACGAUCGCGUCAAGGUGUGCAAGUUCGCGAACAUCCCCAUCGAGAGCAUACAGUUCCGUGAUGAGAAGUUCUACAAGGACAACAACAUCGAGGUGUGGCAGGGCGUUAGCGCCGAGAAGCUGAUCACGGCCCAGAAGGAGCUGCACUGCUCCAAUGGCUAUGUGGUCAAGUAUGAUAAGAUUUACAUAGCCACCGGCGGUGCGGCUGUAAAGCCGCCCAUUCCUGGUGUCGACCUGGAGAUGGUGAGGACGGUGCGCGACUUUAAGGAGGCUCAGGAGCUAUUCGGUUUGGUAACGCCAAAAUCGCGUGUCGUCUGCCUCGGCUCCAGUUUCAUAUCGUUGGAGGUGGCCGCGGCGCUGGUCUCGAAGGUGGCCAGCGUUACGGUAAUCGGGCGCGACACCGUCCCAUUGAAGGCGUCCUUCGGCGAGGAGAUUGGCGCCCGUAUCAUGAAGCUCUUCCAGGACAACAAUGUGACCAUGCUGAUGGAGAGCGGCAUCACGAACAUCAUUGGCGACGAGGAGGGUGUGCUGAUCGAGGUGGACCUGCUGGAUGAGUCGACCAUACCAUGCGACAUACUGGUCAUGGGCACCGGCUCCAAGCCGAACACCGAAUUCCUGAUCGAUUCGGGUGUGCGGGUCAAUGAGAAUGGCACCGUCGACGUGACCGAUUUUCUGGAGACGAACGUGCCCGAUGUCUAUGUGGGCGGUGACAUUGCCAACGCCCACAUCUACGGCCUGGCCCAGUCACGCGUCAACAUCGGCCACUACCAGCUGGCCCAGUACCACGGCCGGAUUGCGGCGAUCAACAUGUGCGGCAGCAUCAAGAAGAUGGAGGCGGUGCCCUUCUUCUUCACCCUGCUCUUCGGCCACGGCAUACGCUAUGCGGGCUAUGGCGCCUACAAGGACAUCAUCAUCGAUGGCAGCCUGGAGGACAUGAAAUUCGUUGCCUACUAUGUGAAUCAUGCCGACACCGUCACCGCCGUCGCCUCCUGCAAUCGCGAUCCCGUCGUGGCCCAGUUCGCCGAGCUCAUCUCACAGGGCAAGUGCCUAGGACGCAAUCAAAUCGAAAACGUGGCGAAUCGCCAGGCCUGGACGGCCCAGCUGCUGCAGCCGUUGCCCAAGGUGCGCUAAACACCUCAGAGACCAUCGACCCGAUGCCAGCAACAAGAGAUUCAUGCUUAUAUAUAUAUUUAUAUGUAUAUAUACAUACAUAUAUAUUUAUGUAUAGGUAUGUAUCCUAGUAUUAUUGUAUGUGAACGGCCACAGCAGUUGACUCAUGACUGUUCCUCAAAUACGCCCGUAUAUAUAUAUAUAUAUAUAUGUAUAUUAUGGCCCUGUAUAUGUAUAUAUCUAUAUAUAUACAUAUAGACACUUAUGUAUAUAUAUCCGUUAUCAUCCAAAAUUGUGUCGUGGCUAAAUUGAAAAAAUAGUAUGUAUGUAAAAUAAAAUAUUUUUUUUUUUUUUUUACCACAGCGUUUCUUUUUCUGAUAUUAUAAGUAAAGCAACUAAAUUUGUAUUGAAUAUAAACUUAAAUAAAGGAAAGCUCAAAUCUAUGCUGAAUAUAUUAUAA